AUGUCUGCUACCCGAUUCCCAUCUAGACCACGCUCAUCAACCAUGGGAGAAUAUCAGACAGUCGAUUGGAGUGACGAGGCAAUCGAUAGCCCUCUUGAAUUCCUAGGUUGUUGUAGAUGUUAUCGUGAUCUUUCUUCACAUGGUACGAAACCAAGCAAGUGGAAGACAAAGCCCGUCACCUUUUGGUUACUGGAAUGUGGCCAUGUGUCCUGUGCUAUCUGCUUAGGCUAUGAGACCGGACAGCCCAACGCGGAGUACGAACAUCAAUGUCCACUACCUUCAUGCCAAUCAUCGGGGUCAGCUAUCCACGAGCUGAACGCAAACGCGCCCAUUCCUUCGGCAAUUGCUUCCUACCUACUACCCCCACGUGCUCUGGCCGAUCAACUGACAUCGGCAUGGGGUUUUCAAUUCGAGCAAAUGUCUCUUCGAAUCCAAAAUUUACGUAUGCAGGUUGAAAGUCAGCGCAAGACUCUGGAUAGUGCUUUACCUCAGUUACAAAGCUUGAGAGCCUUGCGCGGGGAGCUCGCUGAUCUGACUCAGGUCAAUGAUCAACUUCGAGGCGAACUGGAACGUACGCGGAACGCUCCAUCAGUCCAUAGAGCGUUACUGAAUGAAUCAAGUUCUGCUGCCCGCGAAGGAGGCUACCAGCAACCCAAUGGUCGCCAGCCUCAAAAUUUGCAUCCAGUGAAACGAAGAAAACCAGCAUAUCAAGCGCCCGCAUUCAACUCAGGUUGGCCUUCAGUCAAGAGAGGCGCAUCAAUCACACGACGAAUCAGCGGAUCCAAAUCAAGCGGCGAACGACGCGAACGCACACAACUUGCCAAUUCGGCCACCAAGUGUAGGGUUGGGCGCAGUUCAAAAAGGCCUGAAGUAGGUCGUGAUGAUCCACCUUUAGCAAUAAUUCUAUACUCUAACGCAAGCCCUGGUGAUUCUGUUAUCAGGCGGUAUGCUUUUGAUCCGAAUCGUCCGCCGUCGCGCAACGUCGAACACCCCACGCCGCAGAAGAAUGAUCGCCGUGGAGCAGGUUCUGGGCGGUUCAAGCCACCUUAUCUGAACGUGAUCCCCGAAGACGUGCGUGUUGAGAGAGCCGGCGCAGAUCAUCGUCGAACAAUACCGGAAUCGCGAACCCCGUUGGCAGCGCUGCAGACUGGAGUGCCGCGUUAUCGUCCAAAUGAACAACAAAGACCGGCUACAGUUCAGAAACCAUUGUCGAAAGGCAAAGGUAUCGUCCCAUUGGCGAUCCCUCCUCGACAUCUACAAGCCAGAAACGUAUCACGCCAUCAGUUGCCCAAUACGCUUCCAAAUCACGAAAUCCCUUCCUACAAUCAUCAUCACCAGCCCACUACCAUCCCUCGAGCAAGUAAUCACUCCGGAUUCACCUACCAUCCCGAACCAAACGAAAAGGUGUGGGAUCAAGAGAUGAUUCAGUCAACAUCUAGAUAUAUUCCGCCGUCAACGCCAUCUACUCGGGGUAGAGAAGAAAGCCGAGCUGGGGCUGCAUCAGUUGCUGGUCGCGUGCAAAAUAUAGGUGCACUAAAUCAUCGACUGCCAAUGCCACCAGAUAUUAGCGAUAAGGUAUCACGUGUUCCACGCUUCGGACCUGCAAGGGGUGGUCCAUAA
Messenger RNA from Melampsora larici-populina 98AG31, 1620 nucleotides. RefSeq lists its product as uncharacterized. Lineage: Eukaryota; Fungi; Basidiomycota; Pucciniomycetes; Pucciniales; Melampsoraceae. The coding region runs from base 1 to 1620 and encodes 539 amino acids. The record is from RefSeq and is a predicted model, not a curated record. The transcript has 4 exons.